AUGGCACACGUCGAUGUCCCACAAACUCAAAAGGCCUUUGUGCCACUAGGUCCGACUUCAACCCCCCCCCCACCUCCAAACCCCAAACUAACUCUCAACCCAGAAAACAACCCGGAAGUAAUGUCCCACCUAGUGCACCAACUAGGCCUGGCCCCAACCCUAGGCUUCACAGACGUAUUCUCCAUCGACGAGCCCGACCUCCUAGCCUUCGUCCCGCGCCCCUCCCAAGCCCUCCUCCUCGUCUUCCCCGUCUCCCAAACCUACGAAGCCUCCCGCGAAGCCGAAGACGCCUCCAAACAAAACUACACCGGCUCCGGGCCCUCCGAACCCGUAAUGUGGUUCAAGCAGACCAUCCGGAACGCAUGCGGGCUGAUCGGGCUGCUGCACGCGGUCUCGAACGGCGAGGCCCGGAAACAUGUCGUCGCCGGCUCGGAUUUGGAUACGUUGCUCCGUGAAGCGGAGGGACUGGAGCCUGUGCCGCGCGCGGAUCUGCUGUAUGAUAGUAAGGCGCUGGAGAGUGCGCAUGCUGAUGCGGCGAAAUUGGGGGAUACGGCUGCGCCGGAGGCGGAGGAUAGUGUUGAUUUGCACUUUGUUGCUUUUGUGAGGGGGGCCUGA
Molecule: messenger RNA, 615 nt
Organism: Penicillium mononematosum
Lineage: Eukaryota; Fungi; Ascomycota; Eurotiomycetes; Eurotiales; Aspergillaceae
Product: ubiquitin carboxyl-terminal hydrolase
Exons: 1
Coding region: 1-615 (204 amino acids)
Biological process (GO): ubiquitin-dependent protein catabolic process; protein deubiquitination
Cellular component (GO): cytoplasm
Molecular function (GO): cysteine-type deubiquitinase activity
Source: RefSeq, a predicted model, not a curated record